Anopheles marshallii is the source of this 1095-nucleotide messenger RNA. RefSeq names its product immunoglobulin-binding protein 1 (gene Tap42). Gene Ontology annotation, molecular function: protein phosphatase 2A binding. The record is from RefSeq and is a predicted model, not a curated record. Gene Ontology annotation, biological process: regulation of dephosphorylation; regulation of signal transduction. Gene Ontology annotation, cellular component: cytosol. The transcript is spliced from 3 exons. The coding region runs from base 1 to 1095 and encodes 364 amino acids. NCBI's taxonomy places the organism in Eukaryota, Metazoa, Arthropoda, Insecta, Diptera, Culicidae.
AUGUCGGAAGCGACGAACGAAAUACCACUGGACCGCAAGUUGACCGAGAUUUUCGACGAAGGAUACAGCGCCAUGAACCGCCUGGAUGAAAACACGAACGUUCCUACCAAUGCAAACGAAUUUCAGCUAGCAGUAAAGAAAGCGAUUGGCCUGUUUGAAGAUGCCACCAGGCUCGUCAGUCUGGUCGGAAUGUUUAGCACGAACGAAUCGUAUGAGGAAGUUCCGACGGAAAACCUGCGCUACUUUCUGCUACCGUAUUUUCUCGGCAGCAUGACGCUGCGGUUGUGCAACGUUAAUCGGGCGGAAGUUGUAGAAGUGGCGGAAGUUUACUUUAAGGAUUUUUUAGCACGGUGUGAAAAUUACAAAUUAUACGAAACACCCGAUAAGGACAGUGAGGCUGCGCUGAACGAAUUGGCUUUGGUACCUGGUGCAUCGAGCGAUAAGAUACGCGAACUGCAACGUAUGGGACAGCAGAGGAAUGAGAAGAUACGCAAAUUUCAGGAGAAGAAAGAGCUGGACGAAAAGAUUAAACAACUGCGUUACGUGGUCGAACAGUCCGAGGCGAAAAUAGACGAUGAGAUGAAGCGGGAUUUCUUUCUAUCCCUAUUGAAAUCGGCCAUCAUAGAAUCGCAAGACGAGCUGGAAAGUAUCGCCAGAGAAAAACAAAUGUUACAGUACGUUGCGGCCGCUAAACAAAGUGGCGAUAAUGAGUUUGAGGACGGUGCUUUGAGCUCUGGCAUGAAAAAACGACCAGUAAAACCUCUGAAGCCCAUCAUCAUCACCCGGGAUGCAGUGCAGAAAGCCGUUUAUGGCAGGGGCUAUCCGAGCCUGCCGACGAUGACGGUGGCCGAAUUUUACGAGCAACGUGUGGCGGAAGGUAUUUUCCCGGAUCCGGAAAAGAUGAAGGAAGUGAACAAAAACUCACUCAUGAACAAGGUGCACAUGGAUAAUGCGGCCGAGCAGGAUCGUGAAGAUGAGGCACAGGAGCAGCUGAUCGAGCGUGACGAUGAGGAGUAUCUGGCGCGCCAGCGGGCAAAGGAUGAGUUCAAGGACGAACAUCGCCGUGGUGAAGGAAACCGAUACAACCGUAGCUAA